ACUGCCAUUGGAGGCAUAUGCUGCCUUGUAUGUUGUGUGAGAACAAGUGAUAGUGCACAAGUAUUGUGGUCAAAACGAUUUGAAAAAAAAUCAAACAUUUUAAAACAUUAAAAUAAUAUAAAUUUACAAUCAAUAUGGCUCCUAUAUUAGGUAUCAAGGAUUUUCUAAUAAGUCAUAAAUAUCGUUUAAUUCGAAAAAUCGGUAGUGGUUCGUUUGGUGACAUAUAUCUUGGUAUUAAUAUCAGCAAUGGAGAGGAAGUGGCAGUUAAAGUGGAGCCGUUGCAAGCACGACAUCCUCAACUAUUAUACGAAAGCAAAUUGUAUAAAAUUCUUCAUGGAGGUGUGGGGAUACCCCAUAUUAGAUAUUUUGGAACAGAACGAGAAUAUAAUGUAUUAGUUAUGGAUUUAUUAGGACCUUCACUGGAAGAUUUAUUUAACUUUUGUGCACGUCGAUUUACAACAAAAACAGUUUUAAUGCUUGCUGAUCAAACAAUUUCACGUAUUGAAUAUGUUCACUGUAAAAACUUUAUACAUCGUGAUAUAAAACCUGAUAAUUUUUUGAUGGGCAUUGGACGUCAUUGUAACAAAAUAUUUCUAAUUGAUUUUGGUUUAGCUAAAAAAUUCCGUGAUUCACGUACUCGAAUGCAUAUCCGAUAUAGGGAGGAUAAAAAUUUAACUGGCACAGCACGAUAUGCGUCAAUAAAUGCACAUCUGGGUAUUGAACAGAGCCGUCGUGAUGAUAUGGAAUCACUUGGUUAUGUAUUGAUGUAUUUUAAUAGAGGCUGCUUGCCGUGGCAAGGUUUAAAAGCAGCCACCAAAAAACAAAAGUAUGAAAAAAUUAGUGAGAAAAAAAUGUCAACACCGGUUGAAGUAUUGUGUAAGGGUUUCCCAGCCGAAUUUGGAAUGUACUUGAAUUAUUGUCGUGGUUUACGAUUCGAUGAAGCGCCAGAUUAUAUGUAUUUACGACAAUUAUUUAGAAUUCUAUUCCGUACAUUAAAUCAUCAAUAUGAUUAUACAUUCGAUUGGACGAUACUAAAACAAAAAGCAGCUACAUUAUCAUCGAAUAUCACAACUGGCACACAAGCACAGACAUCACAAGGUGUGACCCAACAAGCAGCAUAACAUGAAUAAACAGCCAAUUUAAGGUCUGUGUUCACGGUGUUUAAAUAUCGAUUCAAACAAAAUUACUCAUAAUUGAAUAAUUUGAAUCGUGUUUGUGACAACCAAUGAAUCGAUUUUUACGAAUUUUAGCAUUGUGAAUUCAGAUUUUAAUACUUAAUUCAAUUUUUUUGGAUGGAGAAGCAGAUUAUAAAUCAAUAUCAUUGCUUUGUAAUAUUUCUAAAUAUUGAGUCAAAUGUCUAUUUAGACGUCGAAUAUAUCAAAUAAAAAAUAUUUCCUCGUUUUGUAGUGACAAACCGCGAUUCAGCGGACAACAAGACUUCAUAUAAACCUAUAAUCACUAAUUCGAAGAUCUCCAAAAUCUCAGCAAGUCAUUUAUCAAAAUCGAAAUAAACAUAAAAACAAAUCUUAUUUCGGUUGAUCG
Chrysoperla carnea is the source of this 1542-nucleotide messenger RNA. RefSeq names its product casein kinase I-like. NCBI's taxonomy places the organism in Eukaryota, Metazoa, Arthropoda, Insecta, Neuroptera, Chrysopidae. Gene Ontology annotation, cellular component: nucleus; cytoplasm. The coding region runs from base 135 to 1121 and encodes 328 amino acids. Gene Ontology annotation, molecular function: protein serine/threonine kinase activity; ATP binding. The transcript is spliced from 5 exons. Gene Ontology annotation, biological process: signal transduction; peptidyl-serine phosphorylation; negative regulation of canonical Wnt signaling pathway. The record is from RefSeq and is a predicted model, not a curated record.